CGGGCUGUGGGUGAGUGUUUGCUUGUGACCAGACUGAAGCUGGGGAAGCUAAAGGUGGUGCGGCGGCAGCUGCUGCAAAGGUAUGAACACCAGCCGUUUGUCUCCUGUCUGGCCGGCCUCUAUGGUUGCCAAUGGAGACGAUACCAAAGAGCCCGGGCACAGCCAGGAGAGUGCUGCUGCAGCAAGGUGGAGUGUGGCAGUUUCGGCCUCCUGAUCCUCACCUUCUUCCUGAGUUUUUUAUUCCUCUAUUUCUGGAGUGAAGCUCAAAAUGACUACUUCGACUUUGACUGGUUUAACUUUGGGACUCUGGGCUUCUGGUUUCCCUGGUCUCUGGUCCUGCUGGUCAUUGCUGCUGCUCUCUUCACAUACAUCGCCCUCCUGCUGGUCCUGGCAGUGUGCCUGCUCUCUGAGGGACAGAGGCUGUACCUCCACUGGAGCCACAAGACUGGCAUCGUGGUGGCGUUGGCGUUCUCAGUCACAGCCACCGCCAUCUUGUCCGAUCUCUGGAGCAAAGAAUGGAAGACUCUCCUUCUGUCCCUGCAGGUGACGGCACCUUUCCUCCAUAUGGCUGCAGUGUCACUGAUGGCGAUUCUCUCAUGGCCAAUAGCUUUGCACUUCUUUCGCAUGAACAAGAAAGUGCGUCAGGUGGCUGCUCUGGCUCUCUACCUGUCCGUGCUGUUCUCUCUCUACCUGGUUCCUCUGGGGAUGUACUCGCCCUGCAUCAAAGAGGCAGGGACGCUGGGACCUGCUCCCACACUCAUCGGACACAGAGGAGCUCCAAUGCUUGCUCCAGAGAAUACUAUGAUGUCGUUUGAGAAGGCGGUGGAAGCAGGAGGAGAAGGACUGGAGACCGACAUCACCAUCAGUUAUGAUGGUGUUCCCUUCCUGAUGCAUGACUUCAGUCUGAAGAGAACCACCAAUGUCGCUGAGGUCUUCCCAAACCGAACGCACCUUGACGCCUCCAUGUUCACCUGGGCCGAGCUCCAGCAGCUGAAUGCUGGGAACUGGUUCUUAUCGAGGGACCCCUUUGGCACCGUGUUCUCUCUGUCUGAGCCGGACUGCUCGCGGGCCCAGAACCAGUCUGUGCCCACCCUGGCCCAGUUCCUGGAGGUAGCAGCCCGCAGCAGCAAACUGGUGCUAUUUGACCUGCACAGGCCACCGUACGGACAUCCCUACCAUCAGUCCUACAUCAACACCACUCUGCAGGUGGUGCAGGCCCACAUCAACUCCUCACAGGUGCUGUGGCUGCCUUCUGAGGACAGGGAGCUGGUCCAUGCUGUGGAUCCAGAGCUGCAGCAGACCUCUGGAGAGCAAGCUUCUAUUCAUGAACUGACAGUGGGUCAUAUCACCAGACUGAACCUGCAUUACAGCACCAUGUCCCAACAACAGUUCAGCAAGUACCAAUCGGUGAACGUCAGCACUAACCUGUAUGUGAUCAGUCAGCCAUGGCUCUACACUUUGGCCUGGUGUUCCGGAGCUCAGUCUGUAACCACCAACUCCAUCCACAUCCUGUCCAGCAUCAACAAGCCGCUCUUCCUCAUGACUCAAGAGGAAUACAAUUUGAUGUGGAUUCUGACUGAUGCUGUGUCUGCCCUGCUCAUCAUAGCAGUUUUCAUAUUCCAUUGGUGGAGAGAGAGAGGCCUGCCCUGGUCCGGCAGCCGACAGACUCAUGAGAAUGGAACGUACAGCAAGUUCAGGACAGAGCUGAGUGACGUGUGGUCCAUCUCCAGCGUCAGCGUGCGGCCGGACCUGCGGAGCGCGCCCAGUUCCCCCAGUAACCCCCACCUGCCCACCAUCACUGAGGAGUGAGGGGGUAGAGACAGAGAGCAGAAGGUACAGACAGUGAGAGAGGGAAGAAAAGAACGAGUAAUGAAAAACUUAAAUAUUUACGUCCUGAUAAGGAAGCAUCACAUUGGAAUAAAACAUUCCUGAUUAUUAUUAUUAGAGGUUAACACUGUCAAACCCCCCCACCAAACUGCAUCUAGUUGUUCAGAGUGCGGGCAGCAUGCUGAAAGGAAACAACUCCAUAGAGGGUAUUACAUUGAAACUGUCAUUACAUCUGUGACAGUAACUAUUUCUAACUGAGCCUUUGGUGAUUCACGCUCAGAGAAUCCAGGACAGAGAGAGGAACAGCAGCAGAGCCUUCCUCUCUCCUCUCAGGACUCGGCUGGUCAGGCAGCGGGUGGGGGGGGCUGGAGACCCCCAGUGUCAUAGAGGCCAUCACACAGCCUGGGCAGGGAGGACAGUUGAACUCUACCCAGAGCCUGACAUGCUUUACAACAUUUUCAUCAUUCAACACCACCAGCUGAGCUCAGCAUCGCAAGAAACUCAAGAGAAAGAAGAAGCCAAUGAAUAUACACUGCUGUAGUAAUAAGCGAGUCACUUCACUCUUUCUGUCUCGUGGUUCUAGUUCAAAGAAAAACCACAUGUUUGAAGAAGAAAGCACGGACAGAAGCUGGAGGAGUGAUGGAGUGGAACCCAUGGACAACGUCUGCACAGAGAUCAGCUGCAUCAAAACCAGCCGUAAACCGGUCUCUGGCGUUCUCUGGGUCUGUGAGGGGGGGGGGGGGCACAGUACAUUGUUGGACUGACGGAGUGAAUGUAACCCAGAGGCUUGGGAAGGUAUUGCUAAUAUCUAUUUAUCUUUUGUAUUAGAGUGAAUGUAUUAUAUAGCAGGCCAUGUGUCUCAAAAGCAUGUGGGAAUGUUCCGGCAGGCUUGGCUUCAUGUUUGUGCCAAAGCUGCUCUAAUAAAGAUACUUCUGAGAACUUGUUUAAAGAGGCGAUGAAUACAGCUUCUUUCCCUGGAAUACAGCAGUCUUCUAGAGCAUGACUCUAUAGUCCGUCAGUGCUAUGUUGUCCUAACUUCAACUGAUUUUACAUUUGUGUUUAAGUGUCUUCACUUUUUAGGUUUGAAAUCCAAGAGGUUAGGAUCCUUCAUUUCUUAGGGGUUUUGCCAGUUUGCUGCACAGGUUAGCAUUACAUCUCUCCAGUCAUUCACUGGAUCAAUAGUGAACUUUUACGUUUAGGGAUAGGCCUGGAUUUUGACACGUCUUAGUCCUUAAAUUCUGAAUUCUGAAGUAAAAAGCAGCCAGUACAGUGCAGAGUUCACAUCUUUCAAAGACUGCAAACACAGAGCAACUUGUACUGUGUUGUAAUGUCACCUGAAACAGUGGUUAGCACUUAGCUUAGCUCUCCUUGUGUUCCUGUUGAGAUAUAGUAGGCUAAGCUUUUUGGCUGAAAUCACUAUAGCUGCAGAACCAUAAAUAUUCAAUUGAAUAUACUGUAUAUUCAUUUGAAUAAAGCCCUGUGCUGGGUUUCCUUUGGAGAUGCUUUGGCUUUACGCUUGCAUGUUCUGGAAUCAUCCAACUUGUAUAGAUUCUUUUCAAAAGCUAUACUUUGUGAUGGCAAGUCCUCCGUUGGAUCCUAACAACCACAGGAACUUUUUCAAAGGUCUCAAAACACAGUCAGGUAGAACGGUUCCAGCCAGAGUUUAGCACGCUGUGAGGAACACUGACAGCAGAGGCACCAGUUCAGUGCUCCUCUGAUCAAAACCUCUGCAGUAUCAUCACUCUGCAAUAUAUGACUUCAGAGCUAAACUUCAGAGCACAACCUCGUUGUAUUAUUCUACAACAGUCAUCCAUCAGCAGUUCAACUUCUCUGCUGUCUAUCCGUGUAGAUUCAAAUAUAUUUUUGACAGGGUAUGUUCCAACAACAAAUGAAUUAUUAAUAAGGGUUCUGAAUGUCACCCCCUCAGCUGUGUGUCAGAUGCGGCUGUAUGAGUGGAUAAAGGUUGCUGGUUUGAUGCUUCCUGUCUGUGUUCAUGUGAUGCUCGUGUCGUGCUAAACGUGUACAGAAAGUGACACGAGGAGAUCCCCGCUGCAGAGAUAUGUUCAGGCUACACAACAAUCAGAUCUUCUGAAAUAAGGAAUCAGAAAGGAAAUGACUGCAAGCAUCAUCCCACACCUCUGAGCCACUGUCUCUGAGCAAUGAAUGCAGUGAUGCAGCCAAACAUCAGCUGAGAUAUAACGGAGUACUGUCAGAGUCCAGAUGCCUUUCUUUCAGCUUGUACUCAACGGAUACUUUAGGUUUGAUUUCAUAGAGCUUGUGCUUCUUGUUUUCACUGUGACUGUUCUCUGAUUGUAAUGCUGCUGUCAUCUUAUAUUAAAACAUGAGAAGGUC
Messenger RNA from Gymnodraco acuticeps, 4179 nucleotides. Its product is annotated as glycerophosphodiester phosphodiesterase domain-containing protein 5-like. Gene Ontology annotation, cellular component: membrane. The transcript is spliced from 16 exons. The record is from RefSeq and is a predicted model, not a curated record. Gene Ontology annotation, molecular function: glycerophosphodiester phosphodiesterase activity. Gene Ontology annotation, biological process: lipid metabolic process. The annotation marks the transcript as partial. NCBI's taxonomy places the organism in Eukaryota, Metazoa, Chordata, Actinopteri, Perciformes, Bathydraconidae.